AAAGCACCUCAAAGGCCUAGGUUUUAAUGCCAACAAGGAGUCAGAUGGAGUCGUGUCAUCCUUGCUCAACGACCAGAAAGUCGCAAGAUACGAUUUGAUCGCAGUCCAAUAGCCAGCCCUCUUGAAUAUCAAUCCCAACACAUCCACAACCCGGCGCAAAUCAUCUGGCACACAGUCUAUCCGACCUAGAUAGAAGUGAACAAUCAACGCCCACGGGUAUACUUCUACGUGAACAUGAGUAUGCCGAUAAAAGACUGGUCGAUCAAGUGACACUCAGGGAACUAUAUCACCCUCGCUUUGAUCCAAUAGACGUUCCAACAAGGACAAGAGACAUCGACAAUGCUCGAGAUCGACGUUCACAACGUCUACCAAGAGCCUGGCUUAGAAUUGGUUCACGUGCUUACUGAACUAGAGAAGGUACAAAACUCAAUCCCGCAAGGAACAGACUACCAUAAACACCUCGUGAUGAGCGAUUUCAAUACUGACCCCUCUUGAUGAAAGUAUCACUAAUCGACUCGGACGACAAGGCAGACGAAAACACAAGCACAUCCUGCCGUUCUGACCUACAACUGCUUCGGAAAUUAGAAACCAUCGCACACAUCAGCCACAACAAUACAGCAAGGAGCACUCUAAACCUAGAACUUGCCACACCGGGCCUCGCGUAAGGACUACUAUUCCAAAGUCGAGAAGAAGCCUCAUCCACAAAUCAGCCUACGUGCCCAUAGAGAUCAUUUUCAACAUCGAAUUGGCUACCAGGAAACCAAGCUGAUCCGCACAUAAAACGCCACGAACUACGAGAUCCUAGACUGAAGCCCUAAAGACUACCUACCUGCACCCAACCAGCCGCUCAACACUGAGACGGACAUUGACUACUUUGCCAAUCGAGUGGUAGGAGCAUUUAGGCCAGCAGUAGAUGCAGCAGUACUGAUCAAGAGCAUACCCAAGUACUCAGUACCAGGGUGGGCACCGGAGCUAAGCAAGUGCAUCAUAGAGGCUAAGAGGACCAAACGCAAAUACGAGACCAUCCAAUCCGAGGAAGAUAGAGCUGCCAUCAUCAUCCAACAAACAAGAAAAAGAGAAAGAUCAAGAUCAAGAUCCGCAACCGUUGGAGAAUCAAUGACGUCUUAUCCGAGGCCUGUGGGAACUUGAAAAAGACUUGGUGACUCGGCAAAUGGGCCAAAGAACGCGAGACCCCUAAUCGUCCAUACACGUCACCUCUAGCUAUCGAAGGAAGGCUGGGUCACUACACGACGUUAUCUCAGGGCAAAGCUGAUAUCCUCUGGGACAAAUUCUUCCCGUCGGUGCCCACCAUAGACAGAACGGACAGAUCGCCAAAUUGUUGGUUGAACAACUCCCCCAGGGAUAGGAGCACAUCACCAAAGCCAUCGAACAUACCGCAGACAUGAACCUGGUUGAUUCGGGAACUCCUCAGGGCUCGCCACUCUCCGCAGGCUGCUACAAUGCCGACCUUGUAGAGGAAUGCAACUACCCGGACAAUGAUAUCUCCUGUCUCGCUUGGAUCGACGACACAGCAGUUAUCGUAAUCGACAGAACUUACGAAGACAACAGUCAGCCUCUCGAGACUACAUGAGCAGAAGAUGGAGCCCUAGGCCAAACGUCACGACAUACACUUCAACCUAAAGAAAAUCGUCCUUAUGCACUUCCGCGCCCCACAGAGGAGACAGGGAAAAUGGUCUAUGGCACCCAGGGAAGGCUAAGCGCCGGUGCCCAUCGGUGGAGCCAUAAUCAAACUCUCAGAAAGAGCAAAAUUUCUAGAGAUGGUCCUAGAGCCUCGUCUAUACUUCGUGGACCAUCUUGACAAGAUCAUGAGCAAAGUCAGAAAGAGCAUGGCGAUCCCCAGCAUUUUUAGGUACUCCACACGAGGUAUCACCGUCGACGAACUCCGCAACGAGUACAUGGCAACCAUCAUCCCUCAGACCCUGUCUGGCAAAACGGCGCGGUACAACCCGGACGCCUACAGACCCUGGCGGAGACAGCCGUUAACCUCGAAGAAGGUUCAACUCAGGGCAGCCAGAAUCAUCACAGGGACAUGGAAACCCGCACCAGCCGACGCACUCGACGUGGAAGCCCACCUAACACCCAUCCGCCUAAAACCGAAACAAACCCUCGACCUUACCCUUGUCCGUCUCCCGGCAUAUCCACAGUACGACGUCAUCAGGAGAAUCAGGCAGAGAGGAGAGGCAAGGGACUUCGUACACCAGAACUGGGAUAGGUGCCCGACGCCACCAGAACUCCUGGAAGGAAAGGCGCUUCGGCCCCAUCCACAACAAGCCGCUCACGGCCCCAGAAAGCCUACUUCCUUUCACCAGACCGCCCCACCAAGAAGCGCCAGAGAUCGAGAUCGUACCCACCCGCGACGAGGCCAUAAUGAAACACAAUAUCGGGCACCUGUCAGUAGCAGACCACGCCCUAUACACUGACGGGAGUAGUAUCAAUGGGCUGAUAGGUAGCGCCGCCUUAUAGCUUCUACACAGGUGCCACUAGACAAGUCAUGCUCGGCCCCGACACCGAGUACAAUGUGUCUACGCAGGGGAACUAUGGGACAUUCUCAUGGCACUAGAAAUUGCCGAUAUGGACAGCUCAGGCGACAAGAACCGUUGUACGCUUAUCUACACAGACAACCAGGCUGCGAUCAGGAACCAAUCAGACCGAAACAUCAUCCGGAGAAUCUGCAACAUCUACCGCAUACUGAUGAAUAAGUAAGGAAAAGGCACCAUCUCUCCCUUGUCCGCGUCCGCAAAUUAUAUCCCUGAGAUCUUCUCACAAACAAGCACUCGCUCAUUGGCAUUGUUGGGCUAUGGAGACAGGAAGGUGGUUAAACGUACGCCAGUUGUGUGCGUUGCUGGCGACCAAGGCAUUUUAGUCUUUCCACCCAUCGAGCUCUAGAGAAUGAGCAGUGGCUUGGCCUAGAUGUUCAACGGCCCCCCCGACCCAGCGGGCGCGCUGUUCACUCUUCCGUCUCACCACCAGGUCGACGGAAUCCCCCUGCGCUUCGCCUUUCGCCUGAGAGUGAGGAAGUUGCCUCUGCACUACACGAGUUCAAGCUGGUAAGAUGGACACCAAAGCUGACCUCCGGGGACAGGACAGGCACGAUCUCAUAUCGAUCUGAGCCCGUCAAUCGUCCCUCUCGGAUUGAACCGCACCAUCUCGGGCUGCUGGGAUCUUUUGAUCUCGAACAUGCACGAGUGCAACCACCGAGCCCGA
Molecule: messenger RNA, 3225 nt
Organism: Exophiala oligosperma
Lineage: Eukaryota; Fungi; Ascomycota; Eurotiomycetes; Chaetothyriales; Herpotrichiellaceae
Exons: 1
Coding region: 1779-2441 (220 amino acids)
Source: RefSeq, a predicted model, not a curated record